Molecule: messenger RNA, 216 nt
Organism: Blepharisma stoltei
Lineage: Eukaryota; Ciliophora; Heterotrichea; Heterotrichida; Blepharismidae
Source: the annotation of a GenBank genome assembly
AUGGCGUCAGGACAGAUGACGUCGAUACCACUAUCUAUUGCCCUGGUUGAUCAUGAUAGGAAUGUGGCUAAAACUGAUAACUCAAGCCAAGCAGAGCUGCAGCCAACUGACAGCUUGACUACAAUUGGAGGAAUUACCAAAGUGACAGCUGUACAAGGAGUUUUUUAUUUCGAUGAAUUUAUUAUUGUUGGUACCCUGGGAAUAAAACUCAAAUAA